AUGCAGGUGGCCCUUCCGCCAAGUGCCCAGAGCCUCUCUGACCCUCUGCAGCUCUCGGUGGCCACCGUGUUUCUCACUGCCCUAUGGGAGCCAACCACCAUAGGGGACAGCCCCUCUGGUCUGACCUCCUGGGCCGGCGUGGAAGCAGUUUGCACAGAGCAAUGCCGGGCACUGCAGAUCCAGGCCGUAAAGGAGAAGACGGUCAAGAACAGAGCCACGCUGGCUCUCCUGCACAGCACCGUCCGCCGUGGGGCCCAGGACUGGGCUUUGGCCAAGAAGUAUGACCAGCAGACCAUCUCCAGGGCCUGCGGGAAGGACGUUCCCAUGAGGUUGGCACACUGCCGCUGCUCCAUGGAGGUGGCGCGGGAGAAGCUGCGAAAGUACGUCUUCGACCGCGUGAACGUGCACAACGUACUGAUCCACCUGGUGCGACGGCGGGAGCAGAAGCUGGAGAGCAUGAAGCUGGAGCUGGCUAGUUUGCGGAGGCAGCCCGACAACACCAAGGAGGAGCAGCGCCUGCGGCAGGUCAUCCGCCAGCUGGAGAACAACAUUGAAAAGACCGUGAUCAAGAUCACCGCAAGCCAGAACAUCUACCUGCUGUACGUGGACCUGCUGGAUUAUCUGAAGAAAGAACUGGCCAGCUACCCCACAGGGCUGGACAAGCUGCAGAAUCUCGUGGGUGACUACUGCUCAGAACUGUCAGACAUGAUCGUCAUGUCCCAGGAUGCCAUGAUGAUUACAGAUGAGGUCAAGGUGAGCUCAAGGACCGCACGGCGGCGGGAGGCCCCGCCCCCGCAGGAGACGUCGCUCAUCCCCUCCUCCCCCUCCUCCCCCUCCUCCCAGGGCCGGCGGGACUUGGACUUCCCCUCCAGUCUCGUGGGUGCAGAAACCGUGAAAGGUAACCUGAAAGUGAGGAAAAGAGAGACCUCCCAGGCUGAUAUCCAAUACCGGACAGACGUGACUGCUUUGGUGGAGAAAGUGAAGAUGGCUGUGCAAUGCUCCCACCUCUGGGACAUCGCCAGCCGCUUCCUGGCUCAGAGGACCACGGAAGAGAACCUCGGGCUGCAGGUGGAGGGCUGCGAGCGGCGGCGGGUGCAGCUGGAGGCCCUGAUGAAGAAGCUGGCAGCGGAGGAGACCGCGCUCAAGUUCCGCCAGACGCCCAGCUCGGCCAGCUUUAAGUCUGUCGAGAAGAAAAUGAAGGACAUGCUGAGAGAGGAGGAAGAAAGGCUCCAGCUGGCCUACUCCAACAUGACCAAGAGCCAGAAGCUGCUGCUGACCAUCCAGAUGGGCAUUGACAACCUCUACGCCCGGCUGAUCGGCAUUGCGCUGCCCACAGCCCAGAAAGAAGUGCUCUCCAACACCCUCGACGUGUCCAGCAAGCUGGCAUACUGUGAGGGAAAGCUCCUGUACCUGGCCGACAGACUGCAGGCGCUGUCCAGGACCGAGGAGGUCAACGCAAAGGUGAGGGAUACCCUGGAGUCCUCAACUCUGAAGGAGAAGCAGAACCAGAGGAUCAGCUUUGAAGACCUGGAGGACGAUGUGAUAGCCACCGACGACAUCGUGAAGGUUGAGGUCUGGGACGUAGUUGACAAAGGGAAGUGCAGGCGGCGAGGUGACGGCCUGAAGGUGGAGAACGACCCCCAGGAGAUGGUCUCACGAUUGGCAGGCAGCCUCCUUGAUCCCCUCUAG
This is a messenger RNA of Puma concolor (puma), 1689 nucleotides long. The record is from RefSeq and is a predicted model, not a curated record. Lineage: Eukaryota; Metazoa; Chordata; Mammalia; Carnivora; Felidae.